UUGAAUCGUACAUAAGGGCGUUGUUUUCAUGCCAAUAUAUGUAUAAUAGUUGAGUCAAAAAAGUUUCCAAACAAAGUUGUAAAAGUGAAAAUGUCUGUCGCUGUUGACCUCGUUAAGAACGAACCUCAUUUACGAACACUAAAACUAUCAGGACAUGUUGGAUUUGAUAGCUUGCCGGAUCAGCUGGUCAAUAAGAGCGUUCAAAAUGGUUUUGUUUUCAACGUCAUGUGCAUAGGUGAAACAGGUCUUGGCAAAUCAACACUCAUGGAUACACUUUUUAAUACAAGCUUUGAGUCUACACCAAGUCCGCAUACAUUACCGAACGUAAAAUUGAAAGCGCAUACUUAUGAAUUACAAGAGAGUAAUGUACGUCUCAAGCUAACAAUUUGCGACACUGUUGGGUAUGGUGAUCAAAUUAAUAAGGACGACUCAUUUAAAGCUGUAGUUGACUAUAUUGACGCACAGUUUGAGGCCUAUUUGCAAGAAGAGCUCAAGAUCAAGCGUUCUUUGGUGUCAUGUCACGAUAGCCGCAUUCAUGUAUGCUUGUAUUUUAUUUGCCCAACAGGUCAUGGGCUUAAGUCCCUAGAUCUUGUAUGUAUGAAAAAACUCGAUAGCAAAGUAAAUAUCAUUCCAAUUAUUGCAAAGGCUGACACAAUCUCAAAAUCCGAGUUGAACCGUUUCAAAAGCAAAAUUAUGCAAGAAUUAUCCAAUAAUGGUGUUCACAUAUAUCAGUUUCCAACCGAUGAUGAAACUGUUGCUGAAACGAACACAACUAUGAAUACUCAUGUUCCGUUCGCUGUAGUAGGCAGUACUGAUUUCAUAAAAGUGGGAAACAAGUUAAUUCGAGCUCGUCAAUAUCCAUGGGGCACCGUACAAGUUGAAAACGAAAUGCAUUGCGAUUUUGUUAAACUUCGUGAGAUGCUGAUCCGAACUAAUAUGGAAGAUAUGAGGGAGAAAACCCAUACACGUCAUUAUGAACUUUAUAGACAGAAGCGUCUUGAACAAAUGGGCUUUAGUGAUGUAGAUAGUGACAACAAACCGAUUUCAUUCCAACAGACCUUUGAGGCGAAGCGGUCUAAUCAUUUAGCUGAAUUACAAGCCAAAGAAGAAGAAGUUAGACAGAUGUUUGUACAAAGGGUCAAAGAAAAAGAAGCUGAGCUCAAAGAAAGUGAAAAAGAGCUGCAUGCAAAGUUCGAUAAACUUAAACGAGACCAUGCUGAGGAAAAAAGAAAACUAGAAGAUUCUCGAAAGAGGCUAGAAGAAGAUUUUGUGGAAUUUAGUCGUCGUAAAACCCAAAUAUCAACCUCUCAUCAUACUUUGACUCUGGGCAAAAACAAAAAGAAGUAAUAUACUAAUGUUUAAUAGCUCUAUUUAUUUGACAUUUGAAUAAUAUUUCCUUGUAUUUAUUAUAUUAUCAAUACAUCUAUACGCACCUACGGGAUUAUAAUGCAUAUUUUCAUAUAAGUA
Messenger RNA from Bactrocera neohumeralis, 1467 nucleotides. RefSeq names its product septin-2 (gene Septin2). Lineage: Eukaryota; Metazoa; Arthropoda; Insecta; Diptera; Tephritidae. The transcript is spliced from 5 exons. Bases 91 to 1347 code for a protein of 418 amino acids. Gene Ontology annotation, molecular function: molecular adaptor activity; GTPase activity; GTP binding. Gene Ontology annotation, biological process: cytoskeleton-dependent cytokinesis. The record is from RefSeq and is a predicted model, not a curated record. Gene Ontology annotation, cellular component: septin ring; septin complex; microtubule cytoskeleton.